Molecule: messenger RNA, 1323 nt
Organism: Mustela erminea (ermine)
Lineage: Eukaryota; Metazoa; Chordata; Mammalia; Carnivora; Mustelidae
Product: extensin-like
Exons: 2
Coding region: 55-948 (297 amino acids)
Source: RefSeq, a predicted model, not a curated record
GACUGUCCCCACGUGCUGAGGACGCCGCAUGGAGAGACACACGCGUGUGCACACAUGUUCCCAUGCACACCCGUGUGCGAUCUAAGGGGGGACCAGAGGCCCCUCCGCCAGCAUCCCCGGAGCCCGCACCCUCGGGCCUCCCCAGCUCGUGCCCCCUGGAGCCACCGCCAGGCCCUCCGCUCCCAGGGCCCCUUUGCCUUCAGAAGACCCUCCUAUCCGGCCCCACUCUGCCUGGCACACGGCUGUCUCCAGGCGGAUUUCAGCAAGGAGACCAUCUCUGCCUCUCGCCUGCACCUUCUGUGGCUCCCCAUGCCCCCAACCCAGGGAGAGCUGCCCCUCAUCGCACAGUCCCCGCCCCCUCAUCGCACACAGUCCCCGCCCCCUCAGCGCACACAGUCCCCGCCCCCUCAGCGCACAGUCCCCGCCCCCUCGUCGCAGUCCCCGCCCCCUCGUCGCGCAGUCCCCGCCCCCUCAUCGCGCACAGUCCCCGCCCCCUCAUCACGCACAGUCCCCGCCCCCUCAUCGCACACAGUCCCCGCCCCCUCAUUGCACACAGACCCCGCCCCCUCAUCGCACACAGUCCCCGCCCCCUCAGCGCACAGUCCCCGCCCCCUCAUUGAACAGUCCCCGCCCUCCCCGCACGCCUCUUGCAGGACGGUCCUCCCCUUUCUUCACGCCUCCACCUGGAGUGGGGGGGGGCGCCCGUUCGGUGGCCUCGGCCCCGUGGCCCCUGCCAGCCUUCCAGAACCACCUCAGUGCGUCCUCCCGAAAACCCCAUUCACUGCACCUUCUCUGGGGACCUGCCUCCCCAUACGUUCCUUCCUGGACUUCGGGCCUUUAUCCCAGCCAGCGGGUGCAGGGGCGCGGGACUGCCACACGGGCACUGCCCUCCCCCCGCAGCAGGACCGGGAUGUGACCAGGGACGCACGGAAGCCAUUCCAGGGCUGAGAGCUGCGUGCGCGGGGUUCCACGGGGCAGGGAUGGCAGGGCGGUCGAGGCCACGCCGCGGGAAGGGCCUGGCUCCUCCAGCCACGGGCUGUCGGGAGACUCACGGCAAGGCUGGCAUCUGGACAAUGGACGUUCGGGGCCAGGCGGGCCGUGGGCAGGUCCGUGGAAGUGAGAGGACAGAAGCAGAGCGGGACCUGGAGGUGGGUGCGCGAGGGGGAGGCCUGCGGGUCUCCAGGAGCCACGGACCAGCCAGACUCAGAACCACGGUCACCGGAGACCCCGCGGCAGGUGGCAGCUGCUGUGUGGUCCCGACCCCCAGUGUCCCAGACGCUUUCUGCUGCCCUAAGAGCGACGGACUGUGACCCCGUGUCUCUC